Molecule: messenger RNA, 12681 nt
Organism: Saccoglossus kowalevskii
Lineage: Eukaryota; Metazoa; Hemichordata; Enteropneusta; Harrimaniidae
Source: RefSeq, a predicted model, not a curated record
AUGGCGAGUGUAAAAGUAGCGGUGCGUGUCAGGCCCCUUUUCCCGAGGGAGAAACAACAAGAUGCUUCAUUCAUCGUGCAAAUCAACGAAAGCACUAUCGCCCUUACGAAUCCGAAGAUACCAGAGCAUGUGGCGGACUGGGAUAAAAAUCGAGAACGCGUGCGAUAUUUCAUGUACGAUUAUGCGUAUUUGUCGGUCAAUCCAAAAUCCCCGGAUUAUGCCUCUCAGGAGCUGAUAUUUCAAGAUCUCGGCACGGAAAUACUGGAUGCAGCGUUCGAAGGUUACAAUGCCUGUCUCUUUGCUUACGGACAGACAGGAUCGGGGAAAUCCUACACAAUGAUGGGGGGAAAACCGAGGGAGCUCGGUUUAAUCCCCAGGAUAUGCGAAGGACUCUGCAGCCGAGUAGACGACUUUUUAGAAGAGGGUAUCACUUUCAAAACCGAAGUCAGCUUUUUAGAAAUUUACAAUGAAAGAGUACGUGAUCUGUUGCAUGCCCGCCGAAAACACACAUAUACACUUAAAGUACGAGAGCACCCAAAAGAAGGACCGUAUGUGCAAGACCUUUCCUGGCACAACGUGCCUGACCUGGCUGCUGUUCAAAAUCUCAUAGACAAGGGCAAUGCUAAUAGAACGACUGCAGCGACACAAAUGCACGACGCAAGCAGCAGAUCACAUGCUAUAUUUACUCUAAACUUUACUCAGGCAAAACUAGAAGACAAUCUGCCCAGUGAAAUAGUCAGUAAAAUUAAUUUAGUUGACUUGGCUGGCAGUGAAAAAGCCGACCCGCGGUACAGCAAAGGAAGACUUAUGGAAGGCGCCAGUAUAAAUAAAUCUCUUGUGACGUUAGGAAAUGUAAUUUCUGCACUCGCUGAAACUUCCCUUUCUGCCUCAGUGAGUGUGGAGAGCUUUUCCAGCUUUGGUAAUAGUGACGAGGACGCAAGUCCGAGAAAUACAGGCAGACGAAAAAAUACGUACAUUCCUUACCGUAACUCAGUAUUAACUUGGUUACUUAAAGAUAGUCUUGGUGGCAAUGCUAAGACUAUUAUGAUAGCAACCAUUUCUCCAGCCAGUCAAUGUUACAGUGAAACACUUAGCACCUUAAGAUAUGCCCAGAGAGCUAAACAUAUUGUUAAUAAACCAGUUAUAAAUGAGGAUGGGAAUGUUACACUGAUCAGGGAACUAAGAGCUGAAAUAGAUAAGCUUAAAGCAAUGCUAGAGCAGGCAAAUAUGCGUGGGUCUCAGAUGUCGCUUCUCAGCGAUGCCUCAAUUUUUGAAACGCUACAUAAAAAUGAAGAGCAAGUAGAGCUUCUGACCUCAGCAUGGGUGGACAAAUGGAGAGAAACCGCUGCCAUUAUGCAGGAGUGCAAUGUUGGAUUUCGAAGAAACAACAUCGGUGUCAUCGUUGAAUCACAGCUACCCCACCUCAUUGGAAUGGACGAUGAUUUAUUAAGUACAGGAAUUAUUAUAUAUCAUCUCAAGGAAGGCGAAACCAGGAUAGGUAGAGAAGACGCAAGGACGACACAGGAUAUAGUUUUGAGAGGUCCUGCCCUAGAUGAUGAGCACUGCAUUAUUGUUAAUGAUAACGGUGUUGUUACAUUAUUUCCACGUGCCAAUUCACUAUGCGCUGUAAAUGGAAAUGACGUCAAUUCACCAACAAAACUCGCACAAGGUGCCGUCAUUCUACUCGGAAAGACCAACAUGUUUCGGUUCAACCAUCCCGCUCAAGCUGCAAAACUCAGGGAACGUAGAAGCUCCAGUUUAUUCACCAUCAAAAAAUCACCAGAUCUUCCACCACCUGUCAAAGUGUCUUCUCCCACAGACGACUGUUUACAUGCAGCCGUAUUGGAUAGUUCACUGAGUCGAAACAUAUCAAGUAGUGAAAGCUCGUUAGGUCAAGACGACAUUGCGGAUCCUGUCGCACCUUGCCGUAGUCCUGUAUCGCCGAUUAUGAUGUUUAAUCCACAGUUGGAGAUUGAAAUGCAGCAAAAAGCAGAGACAGAUCGAUUAGAGCAAACAAGGAAAAAACUUGUUGACUUAAAGAAGGAACAGAAGAAAGUGGAGGAAGUACAUGCACAGAGACAGGAAGAAAUGGAAAAGUCCAGGCAGCAGUGGUAUGAUGAGAUUGAAAGGCAGAAACAAAGACUUGAUAUCAUAAGGGAGGAAAGUGUUGAAGCCAAAUUGAAACAUGAAAAAGAGCUGGAAGAGAUGAAAAUGAAUCUUGAAAAGGAGAAAGAUGAAGGUACACGGAGAUUGUCACAGGAGCUGGAUAAUCUUAAAGACAUCAUGUCAGGGAAAAAGACUGCCACUGCAGUGGAAACACAAACGGAUAUAUUAUUGUCACAUGUUCUGGAAACUGCACAAGUUAAUGUGAAGGAACUUGAUAGUAAAGAAGUAGGAAUGAAACGUAUCGCAAACAUUGAACUGUUGCAGAAAAGGUCACAGAAAAAAGCUGAGGAACGCAUCAAGAGAAAGAGCACUAAGUUUGAAAAGCAGGAAAAAGCAAACAGUGAACGCAUCAAGCUUGUUGAGAACCAUUUGAGAGCAAUAGAAAGUGCAGAAAAUGUGCAUAAAAGGAAACCUCAUAGACAACAUCUGAGUCCUGCUGAUAUAGACUGUAGAAUGGGUAGUAAGAGGAGCCGGAACAUUAACAAUCAUAGAAAAGCUAUGACUGAUAAAGAGGAGAGCAUGGCUUCAAAACAUGGUGCUAAACCUAAGCGGCUUGUGUAUCCGCAUGAGUCAACUUCAAAGACUAAUCAGAAUAACUCAGAUAGUAGUUUAUCUAAUGGCAGUGUGUUCAGCAGACUUUAUUCUUCACCCCAGGGAACAAAAUUUAAUUUUCUCCACCGAAAAAAUGUUGAGUAUGGACAAGUUAUUUCAUGGAAUAAGCCUGAUAGAGGACAUUACACAGAAAGAGGAUAUUUGGCUAGGAAAUCAAGAGAAGAUGGCACAAUAAGCCGUCAAAUUUUUCCUUUAGGGAACCGACCUAGUGAAUUUAACAAUAAAAAUAAGGGCCAUGUCAGGCCUUCUAGAGGAAGUGGAUGUGCAUCAAGUGCUUGGUCAAAGAAACAGCUUGUCAGAUUGAAAGGAGUAGAGUUGUCUUUCAGUACGACUGAUAUAGCUUGUCAGACUCCUGUGACAGAACUUGUGGAUAAAGCAAUACAACGUAGUAGAAGUUUAAGUCCAACACUAUUUACAAAAGAUAGUGGAGUUGACGCAAUGCCUGGUUUCGUCAGCAUUGAUGCUCAGACAGAGCCUGAUGAAAAUGUAUCAAAGAAAACAUAUCAUGAACCAUCAAGUCCUUUGAAGAGGAGUAGGAAUUCAUUUCCACUAGAGAAACAAAAACAUUUUCAGAAGAGAAAACCCAAGAAGACUUCUGAGGUUUUAAAACCUCUUACAAAGAUUAAAGCCCGCAUCACUAAACGCAAACCACACAAACAAAUGACCAGAAAUGCUACCACAAGUGGAUCUGAUAUUGAGGUGGAUUGGCAUCUUACAAAUGAACAGAGACAGCGUUUCCUUUCAGAGAGUGAGAGUUCUUCCUCGCCAAGGAGAGGACACUCAUUAGAAGAUUUGGGAUUACCAUUUGAAGGAUUCCAACAAAGACCAAGAGGUUUUUAUGAAAGUGUUGACUCAGUCUUUGAUGAGAUACAUAGUUCACAAAGUACUGAUCCCUAUCCUUGUGAUAGUUUACAAGGUGAUGACAGGUUUCUGGAUGAGUUAUCUGAGGAGGAACCUGAUUCUUUGGAAGAGGAUGUGAAUGAACCUUUGUCUAAAAGAAGUAGAUAUUUCACCUUUAAGCAUGUGGAAGAUCCAUAUCGAUUCACAAAUAUCGACGGUGCUCCAUUUAGCCCACCUAGGUAUGAACUUUGUGAAAGUGUUGACUCAGCUGUUGGUCUGAUGGGCACACACGAAUUUGAGGCUACACGUUUCAAUAUAGGAAGCUCUCUUGAUGAAGCAGAGAUUCUUAUGUACAGGGAUAAAGAUGGAAACAUAAAAGUUGGUGAUCCUCGUUUUAACAUUCCAGUCAAUACUGUAGGGAACUUGCCUUCACACAUACAUCCAAGAAGUGAAAUGUCUGCUGACAGCAUUGAGGCUAAUGACAACAUAUCAGAUGACAGCUGCAAUACUUCCCCAAGGGAUAAAAUAACAAAUGAAUCCAGUUUGUCUGAGAAUACAGUUAAACCCAUGAAUAGAAUGCUUUUCGCUAAUCAAAAUCAAACUGCAAUGAGUGUUGUAGAUAAUAGAAUAGAAACACCACACGAGUCAGCUGAAGAUAGUAGAAUCUUUGUUUCUAUUCCAAUAGUUGAUGAUAGGAAUUCAAGUAAAAGUCAUAAGAAAGGAGUGAGACCAUUGGCUGAGACCAUUUCACGAAGAACUUCAAAGGUUCAUUCACUAUCAAAAACUAGUCAGUCCUACCCAAAACAAUGUGUAGAGCACAGAGCAGAUAUAGUUUCAACAACUACAUCAAAAUUAGAAACUGGGAGUAUCGGUGAUACUUCUCCCACUGAGAGCGUAGGUAAACAGAGAGAGCUUAAAUAUGCUGGUCUAGUUUCUGCCAAAAUGACAGGUAGUAGAUGUACAAUAGCUGAGGGUAUAUAUAUUCCAAGGGGGAAGGGUGAUGUUAGAUCAUUAGAUAGUGAGGUUACAUUCGGUGACACAGAAGUGCUUGCAGAUAUGAUUAGUGAUAAUAGUAUUCAGACUGAGGUCUCACAGUUACUCCCAGGAUUUUCAUCUUGUGCUCCUCACCAUAUUGAAGAAAACAUGUCACCUAUAUCCACAGAAAACAGGAACAUUCCAACAAUAGUUAACACUGACAUUUCUUCAAUUGAAGAUGAUAUGAAAACUCAUACAGCCGCUGACAGUCCAGAGAACAGUUUACAAACACUUCCUCAAUUUGUUUCUGAACAAAUAGAAGACAGUGAGCAUGAACAAAGUGUAUCAUCAACCAUGGACACUGACACAUCUGUUGAGACUGUUAUUUAUAGAUCUCCAGCUGAAACUGAUGAUGGCUUAAUCGAUGCAUUUGAUAGGCAAGAUCUUUCUAUCAAUGAUUCUGUUGCAGUACCAGAUGGAGAUGUGAUGAAGAAAUGCAGCUUUGAAAUUGCAAAAGAUAAGACCGAGCCUGACAUCUCUUCAUUGAAUACGUCUGAAGAUACAACAGAUACGCAUUAUGUUAUCCAGUCAAAUGAAAUCCAAACAAUAUCAUUCAGUGAGGAAUACUCUUUGCAAGCUGUAUCUGGACCAGGUGAUGAAAAUACAGACUUGGAGUCAAAACAGCAGUUUGAUAAUUCAGUGAGUGAUUAUGCAAAUGUUGCUCCUGUCAACAAUGUUACUGAUUGUUUGGACCAAGCCAUUAGUAAGACACUGCCUGUACCAGGUUUAACAUCGGAAGUAGGUCAUCUCGAUGGUGCUCAAUUGGAGUAUUCAUUGAAUGCUAAUUAUUCAUGUAAAUUUGAAACUAGUAUGGCAGAUAGUGACAAUACUAUUUCCCUGAACACUAAUCAGUACAAUGUAUCAAACAUGAAAUCUACUGUCUUUGAUGUUACCCCUUCAGUGGAACUUGUUCAGAAUGUUGAUGAUCUUGCUAGUGGUAUUGAAGACGUAUCACAUUUUGUGAAAGACACAGUACUGACCAAUAACACUGAAGAAUCUUCACUGUGCCAUGCUGAGGAUGUCACUGCAAUGAACAACCUAUCUGGAACAGAGUUAUUUGACUCUUCCUUUUCUAACAAGAGACAUUGGAAACUUGAGAUGGAGUCUUUGAAAUCCGACUCUUCAGGACCAAAUACCUCAGCUGAAACUGGUUUAACUCCACCCAAAAAGAAAAAGGUAGAUGUAGAUGCUGCUUCUAACUUGGAAGAUCUUACUAUAUCUGAAUUGGUGAAAAAUAAUAUUGUGGAUAACAUGCAUGUAAAGUCAUCUUCAGAUGCAGUAGCUAAUGGCAGUUCAGCCUUACAAGUCAACCAUGGAACUGUUAGUCAAGCUCAUUCUAUUGCUACAAGUGUGCUGGUAAAGAGUGAAGAUGCAGAACCCAAACUUCGAGAGCACAAACAGGGCUAUAUUUCUCAAACACAAAAUGAACUCAUCAACACUGAUUUGGACCAAGCUGUACAGCAGAUGUCAGUAAAUCAGUUGGAAUCUGAGACUGUACGCUCAAUUGAAAUGGUUAAUAGUGAAGGAAAGGCCACCCACACGUCAGAUGUAAAACAUAAACAAGUUGGUAGGCGAGUUGCAAGAGCAAAAUAUCUUACAGCAUCAUCAAUUAAGACUGGUACCUCGCAAACUGAUCCAACAGACUGUGAUGAGUCAAGUAUGCUGUAUGAAAAAAUGGUUCACACCAUCGAAGAUGUGUCACCAUGUGAAGUUGAGUAUGUUGGUGUUAAAGAAGAUAUUGAUUCUUCAGAUGAUGACAAUUCAAGUGUUUCUGUUGACUCUCUUACAUCGUCAACAGAUACAGGUUCAUAUGUUGUUGGAGAUAUGCUGGAUGACCGAUUAGCUAUUCUGGAAGAAGAAUCUGAUGAAUACAGUGAUUCUGUAAGUGGUGAAAAUAAAGGUGCUGAAUCAGAUAGUACAAGCCAGCCAUCUUCUCAUGACACUGAUGACACAGAAGAGCUGAAUAGUACAAUAGAAGGGGAUGAAAUCAUAAUUCAUAUAGCACAUGAGCCAGAUCAAAUAGAAAGUGAAAGUCCAGCAUUUGUAGUAGCUGAAAUCCAGAGUCAUCCCAUGCAAGCUCUCUCAGAUGAUUCAUAUGUCAAACAUCUAGAUAAUCCGGGUGCAGCUAAUUCAGAAAGCAACAAAUGUGUUGCCACUUGUAAGGAUGUUAUUUUAAGUGUGCCCAGUCCAGAAGACAACAUUGCUGAGAAGUAUGAUGUUGCCAGUUUGCCACAUCAUGUAAAAGAAAAUAUUACACUGCAUCAUAAUUUGAAUUCUGAAAAUGAAGAAGACGUAGAUGCAUCUUUCAUACAAAAGCCAGCAAAUGCCAUUUCAACACUGCCAGGCAUAAUAUCGACACCAAAUGACCUCCAUGCUCAUCAUUUGCAGACAUAUCCAGAGUACAAAGAAGGCACUUUUUCAAUGGUCAAAGUACCUGAUAUUGCUUGUGGUGAUGUGGAUGACAAUGUUCCAAAAGGAAAAGAAAAUACUGCAAUGACAUUUGAAACAGAACACCCUGACAGAAUCAUUGAAUAUUCAAGUACAUUACCUUCUGGGAAGGUAUGUGUCGUGGGUGUUCCCGGUGUAAACAGAAAUGCUGAACAGGAAAUCAUUAUUAGUACUGAAGAUCAGUUGAAUCUACCUCAAUUAACAUUACAAUCCACCACAUUGCCAUUUGCAAAAGUUGAAACGACCAUUCCGAAUCAUGAAGCUGAUCAAUUUGCAGUGACAGGUAAAUGUGAGCUUUAUCAAGCCAUUGUUGGUAACCUAGAAAAUGAUCAUAGCACAAGUGCAGUUGAAUCCUCGACAACAUUGGUGCCACAUAAGUUGAAAUUGGUGAAUGCAGAAGUCCUAUCUCAGAUAUCAAAAUUUGAGAAACAAGAUUCAGUGGAUAUUACCAGACACUCAAAACAUCUGCAGGCAGAAACUAAAGAUGAGACUGAUAUACUUGUUGCUGAUCAGGAUGUGUACCAGGUAACUGUCUCAGAUACAACAUGCUAUCCAGCUGACCAGCAUUUAGUUUGUCAGAAUGAGAAUCAUCAACAGCCUCAUCAGUCGGACAUUGGCACCUUGGGAUUAGCACCUAAUGAUGCAUCUCUACAUGAGAGAAAUGAUAACAAUGUGAGCCCUGAAAUAAAAGAAUUACUAACAAAACAACUCCAAAAAGAUGGUUCAUCACCUAAUGUUGAAUUUCCUGGGAACUUGCAUGAAUGUCCAUCAUCAUAUGUCGCUGAAGAAUUCCCAACAUUGCUAUCUGGUGAGCCACAACCUAAUAUAUUUGUUUCAAGAAAUCCUGUCACUGAAAAAACACCCUUGUCUGUUGAAUCUACAGUUGAUGUUGAUGUAACUUCUGCUGAGAAAGCUGUUGCAUGCAUAAACGCAGCUGUGAAACCCACAGACCCAGUAGUUGAUGACAUAUCAGAAACAGUGCAAUUCGAUCAAACUAAGAUGUCCAAUCAGGAGAAUAAACUAAGUCUUCAAGCUAUGGAUCUCAAUACCAUGUCUCAAAGUAAUAUUCAAAAAAAGAUUUUUGACCACAUAUUCAACACAGAUUUUGACAUAGAAUGUAGCAUGAAUAAUGGAACUCAAAAUGCAGAUCAAAUAUCAUCUACUGACAUAUAUGAUGAACUGGAUACAGCUGAUGGAGAUGAUGGUCAUAUGUCAGAUGACCAAUUAGUUGCUGAUGACAACCAAGUUGAGAAAAUGUCAAAACAUAUAACUAGUGAAAACACAUCAAUACAUCAUACAGCCCAUGAUAUCGCUGAUCCACAAACUAUUUCAGCUGAGGACAUGAGUGUCACAUGUUCAAUUUUGAAUAAUACCACUGAACCAAAUAAGACUCCCAAACCUUUUCAAGGAGUACCUGCUUUCUUGGAGUCCACACAAACUGAAUUAUGCAGUGGACAAAUUCUUCACCCGUUUAUUGAAACAGUGCAAUCCUGUGACGAACCCUCUGAUAAGUCACCAUCAGCAUUUGAUCAUCAAGAUAGUGAGAGGGAAAUGAACAGGUCAUCUGAAUUUGAUGCCCGUUUAGCAAUAGAUGGGGUAUCAGUUUUGAAGGAGGCAUCCUCAUUUCCACGAACAGAGACUGAAGAUUGUGGCAUGAAAAGCAACAUAUAUACAGAACAUCAGAGACAUGUUUCAUCAAAUGAAACAAAAGGAUUAUCUGUCGAUGUGCUUGAAUAUGAAGAAAAAGUAAUAGAAAUGAGAAACAAAAAUCCCCACCAAAUGAUAAAGAGACCUGAUACGCUUGAUCUUUCACAAACAAACUUGUCAUUAGAUUGUUUGCCUAUGUACGAGAAGCGUAGUCGACCAGUAACUAAUAGUUUGUCCCCUACAGAAGAAAAAACAAAGAAUGAUAAGCAAUGUCAAUCUCCAAAGCUUCAGGAAAAGUUAGCUGAAGCUUGUGAAGAAGAAGAUGUAAUUUUCGAAGGGGAAAUUAGUGGUAAAGGAGAUAAAAUGGGGCCUGGACACCAGCCAGCAGAUGCUGGAGCUGGAAAAGGACAUACUGGGAAACAAAAAGACGAAUCUGAUAUGACUGGUGAUUCAGGGAAACAGCUAUCACCAAGAUCAAGGCGGGAUGCUGCAAAACUGAACCAAGAGGACACUGGAUGUAUGGAUGGUGAAGAAAGUGGAGGUUAUAGAGGCUUUGGUGGAGAUGCUGAAGCUCCUUCUCAUGGAAUCAGGGAUAAUCAGUAUUCAUUUGCUCAAGAGAGAAUUAUUGAGGAAGGACAAACUUCAUCCAUCACACACAAAACAAACAAGAAUAAAUUGAUACAUACUAUUAGCUCAGAACAACAACACGUCACCCAUGUUGAAAUGACUGCUUCAGUUAUAAGCAAAUCUGUAGCUGUUGAAAUACAUCCUGCAGCCCUAGUUUCACAGGUAACAUUAGGUAGGCGAGCCACCGUCACAAGGGAACUUCAAGAACGCUUGAUUACCAGAACAACAGAGCAAGUUAAAAAGAAAUUCACAAUCAAAAGCCCUGCUGGAAGCCCAAGUGUUACUCAAAGAGCUUUUGCAUUCCCUACUGCCAAAACAGAAAUCAGAGAGAUGUCAAAGUCGGCAGAUACCUUGUACUGUCCUAGUGUACACUAUAUGCAACAUGAACCUUCCUAUGGAAGUGUAGAGUCACUUAGAGUAAUUGGACAAACAGGAAUGUUCUCGAGUAUGAAAAAUGAGUUUGCGCAACAAAAGGCCAAGAGUGAGGAACAAUUUCCAUCUGAAGUUAAAGUUUCUGAAUUAUGUGGCAUCGAUGCAGAAGAUAAAUCAGUUGACUAUAAUCAACCAACACAGAUUCCUACAGAUAGUCUAGAAGAUAACGAUCAAGAGAUGCUAAACAAAAUUAAAAUGAGUCAUGCUGAUAUUGCUAAAGAACAUGAAAGGGAUGGUGGUUUAGAUGCUGGCAUUUGCAGUGACACCAUGGCAGAAGAUGGAUCAUACAUUAAAGAAUCAAAGCAUGAGCAUGAUAUCUUAAGACAUCAUAAUGAUCAAACUCAGUGUGAAGAUCCUUCUAUCAUUAUUUCAUGUUUUGACACACCACUUGUUGAGGAAUACCAUACUGAAAAAAGGAAUGAUCCCACAAUUGUCUCUACUCCAAUGGGAGUGCAUAAUAAGAUAAAACCUGAAUCGUUGCAAUAUGUUAAAGAGGGGUUUGAUAAGGAAGAUGAAAUAAGUUAUACUAAAAGACCUUUAGACACUGGGGAAGUUACCCACACUUUAGAAGAACCUCAAUACAUUGAAUCAAUGGACCUUCCCACUCAUAAAGAUAAAACACUCAACCAUGAAGAUGAUAUUACUGUAUGCACAGUGAGUUCCGGUAAAUCUGGAGUAAAACUCUCACAAGGGGAUGAAGUAAAACUCACACAAGAUGUAUUACCUGAGUGUUUAAAAGACCACUUAUCUAUGGAACUAAUUACUGAACAUUCCAGUGAUAGCUUAUAUGGCACAGAUAUUACCAGUCAAGACACAUUUAGUAGUAAUGUUAGAGAAGAAAGAAUGAAAUAUUUGGAAUACCAUGAAGAUAUUUCACACUGUAAUGAAGAGCAAAAUCCUUCAGUCAGUCAAAUCAAUGUUAUUGCCACAACACCAUACGUUGGUGACGUAGAAAGAGUGGAUAUACCAAACAAUGAAUCAAUAUUUCCAUAUGAAAGCGACCAACACAAUGAUAUUGAAUUUACAUCCAAAGAUGAUCAAUAUGUCAGCGAUGAAGAAGUAGCUCCACUGACACCCAGAACAGGCAAGAUAAUUAUUCUUGAGGAAAUACCAUCAGAAGAUGUUGAUAUGGAAGUGGAACAUAUCAUGAGGAAUGAACCAUCAUUAGAUAUGGCACCCCAAACCGGACUACGGGAGUCUGAGAUGUCAACUUCUCCAAUUAUAAUUCUAUCUGAACCUGGUGACACAUUGGACAUUCCGACUAUGAGUAGUAUAUCAGGAGAUGUACUUAUGAGUGAACAUUCACCUAGUUCAACUUGUAGCCAUCAAGGCAGUCUUGAAGCAAUGAUUAUUCAAAAUCCACAGGAUAACAGAAUUGUCUCAAUGGAAGAUCAGUAUUUUGUGACACAAACUGAGCCACUUAGAUCAGAUUUGUUUACACAGGAAGCUGAUCACGAGUUAUCUGCUGGAACAGAAAUAGGAACAAUCACACACCCUAUUCCACUUGACCAACAAAUUUUGACCUCUACUAGUUUGGUCAGUCAUGAUGAAUUAUUGAUGGGGAUUAAGUCACAUGCAGAAACUUCAAAUGUUAUAGAAGACAGCAAAAUGAUUUCAAGAGUGCCGAGUUUUAUCUUCCUUGAAGGUGAGACAUCAAGAAAGAAAAAAAGAACUGAAAGUACUAACGCACUGCAAAAGAAACCAAACAAGAGUAACCCAACUAAAGCCACACCUACUUCUAGGAAAUCAAAAAAGUUACUAAGUGAAACUGAAGUAUUUCCAACAGGGAGCGAUAGUAAGAGAGAACCAGCUGAAAGAAUGACUGAUCCUGGAUUUGAUAAUGAUGAACAAAAGGAUAGUGAUGAUACCAUCAAGGAAGUUAUUAUUCCAUCUGAUGAUAAUGUCAAACCCACAGAGACAGCUGGAUCUGCUGAAAUGGAUGGCCAAAUUAAUGUUGUAUUUGCACCAUCAAUGGCAGUGGAAUAUCCAGCUGAUGAGCAAAGAUAUAGAUAUAGAGAUGAUGCAAUCAAGGAUGCUAUUAUUGCAUCUGAUGAUAAAAUCACACCGGCAGUGCGGACAUCUCAAUCGGCAGAAAUUGAUGGGCAAAUGGAUGUGGUAAUUGAUGAAGACAACCCUACAAUGACACAAGAAUUUGCUGGAAUGAAUGGGCAAAUUAAUGUGGUAAUUGCGCCAUCAAUGAAAUUAGACUCUCUAGCUGACGAGCAAAAUGAUAGUGAUGAUGCCAUCAAGGACGCCGUUAUUCUAUCUGAGAACGAAAUCAAACCCGCACUGACACCUGAAUCUGCUGAAAUGGAUAGUCAAAUAGAUGUUUCAAGUGUGCCAUUAUUGACAAUAGAAUAUUCAGCUGAUGCAAAAAAAGAUAGUGAUGAUGAAGUCAAGGACACAAUUAUAUCAUCUGAUGAUAAAAUCACACCCACGCCAACACCUGAAUCUGCUGAACUGCACAAGCAAAUGAAUUUUGCAAAUGCACCAUCAAUGACAGUAGCUGAUGAAAUUGUAGGGCAAAUGGAUGUUGAUAUUGCACCAACAAUUACAGUAGAAUAUCCAGCUGAUGAGCAAAAAGAUAGUGAUGAUGCCGUCAAGGAUGCUGUUAUUGCAUCUGAAGAUGAAAUCAAACCUACACUGACACCUGAAUCUGGUGAAACGGAUGGCCAAAUUAAUGUUGUAUUGGCACCAUCAAUGACAAGGGAAUAUCCAGCUGAUGAGCAAAAGUAUAGUGAUGAUGCCAUCAAGGACGCUGUUAUUGCAUCUGAGGAUGAAAUCAAAUCUACUCUGACACCUGAAUCUGCUGACACGGAUAUGCAAAUGGAUGAUGAAAUUGCACCAUCAAUGACAAUAGAAUAUUCCAGUUGA